GGUAAUUUUGCAGAGAAAACUCUACAUAAGUGAGGAGGGAUAAUUAUCCCUUAGUUCUCCAAGGAGUUUCUUCCAUAUCCUCCAAAUAUGGAAAUCUUCUACUUGUACCUUCCACUUUUCCUAGCUCUGUACAUGAUCACCAAGCAUUUCCUCGGCAAAAUUCGAAAUCUCCCGCCCACCCCAAUCCUCAAUUUCCCGGUUCUCGGUCACCUUUACCUUCUCAAGAAACCCAUUCUAAGAAGCCUAGCCCACAUCUCCGACCGUUACGGCCCGGUUCUCCUCCUCGAUUUCGGCUCCCGUCCGGUCCUCCUGAUUUCCUCCCCUUCCGCGGUGGAGGAAUGUCUUGGCAAACACGACGUGAAUUUCGCGAACCGGCCGGAUUUGCUGGCGGGGAAAUACCUCGGUUACGAUUACACGUCGAUAGUGUGGUUACCGUACGGGGAACGGUGGAGGAACCUGAGGAAGAUAUCUUCUUUGGAGCUUCUUUCUUCCCGCAGGCUUCAAAUGCUUCAAGGGAUACGCGCCGACGAAGUAAGGAUGAUGCUGAGAAGGUUUUAUUUGGCCUCGCGCGCGAAUAGAAGCGUGGAAGCCAACACCGUGUUUUUCGAGAUGAUGUUGAACGUUAUGAUGAGGAUGAUUUCCGGGAAAAGGUAUUACGGUGAAGUCGUCGAAGAGGAGCAGGUGAAGAGAUUCCGGGAGAUUAUGGAGGAGACAAUCAGGAUCGCCGGGGCAUCGAACCUGGCGGACUUUUUGCCGGUUUUGAGGAGGUUGAAAUUGGAUAAACUGGAUAGUAGAUUGAGGGCUCUUCGAGAAAUGAGAGAUGGAUUUAUGCAAGAUUUGAUCGAAGAAGUUAAGAUCAAAAGUCAUGAGAUGAGUACCGGUGAUGAUGCCAAGAACAACGGCCGGGAAAAGCAGCGGAAUUUCAUUGAGGUAAUGUUGGCUUUGCAAGAGGAAGAGCCCCAACUUUACACCGAUGAAAUCAUCAAAAGCCUCAUGUUGGCUUUAUUAGGUGCAGGUACAGAUUCUUCAGCUGGAGCAAUGGAGUGGGCAUUGUCACUGUUACUAAACAAUCCAUCAUAUUUGAAGAGAGCCCGGGAAGAAAUCGAUAACGUGGUAGGAAAAACCGUUUCGUGGAUGAAUCGGAUGUGAUUAAUCUACCUUUUCUACGUUGCAUAGUGCACGAAACCCUGAGGAUGUAUCCGGUAACCCCACUGUUUCCCCACCAAUCCUCACAGGAAUGUGUGGUAGGAGGUUACCGGGUACCCCAAGGAACGAUGUUGAUCGUGAAUCUGUGGGCGAUCCAGAAUGAUCCCAAGAUUUGGGCGGAUCCGAGAAAGUUCAAACCCGAAAGGUUUGAAGGCAUUAAUGAAGUUUCAAAAGAUUAUGGUUACAAAUGGAUGCCUUUUGGUUCUGGAAGGAGGGGUUGCCCGGCUGAAGGUUUGGCAAUGCGUAUGGUUGGAUUUGCAUUGGGUUCAAUCAUCCAAUGCUUUGAUUGGGAGAGAGUUGGGAAGGAAAUGGUUGAUAUGACGGAGGAUUUGGGAUUGGCAUUGUUCAAAGUUCAACCUUUGAUCGCGAAUUGCCGACCCCGACUUGAAAUGAUGCAUCUCCUUGAGCAAAUCUGAUUAAUAAGUGAGAUGGAAAUUUGUACAAUUGAAUAAGCGAUACUACUUGUACCAAAAGAGCGGAAAAAAAAAAAUAAGCGAUACGAUAUGUUUGUUUUGUUUUUUAUUUUUUGUAAUGAUUUUUAAUUAUGUUAUUUCGAGAGCAAUGAUAGAUACAUUGACAAAU
This is a messenger RNA of Oldenlandia corymbosa var. corymbosa, 1788 nucleotides long. The record is from the annotation of a GenBank genome assembly. Lineage: Eukaryota; Viridiplantae; Streptophyta; Magnoliopsida; Gentianales; Rubiaceae.